Molecule: messenger RNA, 866 nt
Organism: Gordionus sp. m RMFG-2023
Lineage: Eukaryota; Metazoa; Nematomorpha; Gordioida; Chordodea; Parachordodidae
Product: polyribonucleotide 5'-hydroxyl-kinase Clp1-like
Exons: 7
Coding region: 48-866 (272 amino acids)
Biological process (GO): tRNA splicing, via endonucleolytic cleavage and ligation
Cellular component (GO): nucleus
Molecular function (GO): polynucleotide 5'-hydroxyl-kinase activity
Source: RefSeq, a predicted model, not a curated record
UAUAUUUCUUAGAUGUCAAUAUGAGAGGCUAAUUUUUUUAUUUUUAUAUGACUGACAAGAAAAAUGAAGUUAAAAAUGAGCAAGCCUUUGAUCUGGAAUCUGAAUCAGAACUUAGAAUUGAGAUAGAAGAAGAAAAUAUUGCAUUUUUAACACUCAAAUCUGGGACAGCUGAAAUUUUUGGUAGUGAAUUGAUAUUAGACAAACCUAUAACAUUAAAUCAUGGUUCCAAAAUUGCUGUUUAUACAUGGCAUGGCUGCAAUAUUUUACUAAGGGUUGAAAAUAUUAUAAAAGAAAAUAGCCACAUUCAUAAAUUAAAUGUAAAUAAAGAAGAAAAUGAUGAUGACAAUGUUGAUAACAAAAACUUGAUUGAUUAUAUAGCUUAUAUAUCUAAAGAAACACCAAAUAUUUGUUAUGCAAAUACUCAUGCAGUUUUAGAAAGGAUGAGAAGGUCAGCAAAAGAAAAAACCACAAGAGGUCCAAGGGUUAUGAUUGUGGGGCCAGUUGAUGUAGGUAAAAGUAGCUUAUGUGCUUUGCUAUUGAAUUAUGCAGUUAGGAUGGGAUGGAAACCUAUAUAUGUAGAUCUUGAUGUUGGACAAGGUUCGAUUUCCAUACCAGGAAAUUUAAGUGCUAUACAAGUUGAAAAAACCAUUGAUAUAGAAGAAUCAUAUUACUUAUAUUCAAAUACUGCUUCACCAAUGGUUAUCCAUUUUGGACGUAUUUCACCUGGCGAUAAUAUUAAGCUAUAUUUACACUGUAUUACAGUUCUUUCUCAGAUUGUUGAAAAAAAGUGUACUGAUAAACCGAGAGGUAUCAUAUCAUGGUUGGGAAGUCAAAUAUUGAUCAAAUUCAAUUAUAUGUUCUUAUGA